UGGUCGAUCAUCAGCAGUGGACGACUUCUUGUGUGCCUCACUCCUUCACUCGGUUCCUCUUUAAGGAGCUUUUUAAAAUGUUUCCCUCCUCAUACAGCCUCACAGAAAUUCAACACCGAAUAGAUGAAGUCAAAACGUUCCUGUCUGUGACUCUGAGCAUCGCUAACGCUCACACUGUGGAGUUUUACACUCAGGACGUGUGGCAGCGGUUCAUGGCGGUGUCUCCUGAGGAGGUGCUGGUGGCCGUUAGCUCGUGUAGUGACCAGCAGGGGGCGCCAGAACACAGAGGAACAGAGCAAUCCAGGACCACAUUUGGGUUUUGCAAUGACACAAACCAGCUGGUUGAUAUCGGUGAGCUGCUGCAGGCAGCCCAGGCCCACUCCCUCCCUGGCCUUGGCAUCUGCAUGAGCAGGGAUGAGCUACUGCAGGCCCUCAGAGAGAACAGGUCCAAGUCUGGCGCUCCACCUGCAGAGAUAGGUGCUGAGCUGCAGACGGAUGAGUUUAUGAACUCGAAGAAAUCUCACGAGGUCUUGUCCAUGUCUGAGGUGGUGGCUUGUCUGGCCCAGCGCUGUGGAGUCAAACAGGUGAUAGAUGUCGGCUCUGGGAAGGGCUACCUGAGCUCCUUCCUGUCUCUGCAGUACGGCCUCCAGGUCUACGGCAUCGACUCCUCCAGCACCAACACCCACGGAGCCCAUGAGAGGAACAGGAAGCUGAAGAAGUUCUCCAGGGCAUACCAGAAACGCAGCAAGGCGGCGAGGGCACAGGGCGAGGCCACACAUUCACCUCAGGAGGAGUCAGGAGAAGUAAAGCCUGGACCAGAUGGAGGUGAUGAUGUGUUAUUUAGUGAUGGGGCAGGAACUGUGUCACAGGAGGAGGAGGAAGUGUUAAUCGACUCGUCAGAUGUCAACGCCGCAGUGGAAAGGCCUUCAGAGCCAGAGGAGCUCUUCCUUAACGCCCUGUCAGUGGAUGUGCUUCAGCCUACAUCCCCCAGAGUUCCCGCCAGCCAGCUGAGCGCCAAGGAGAGGGAGAGGAGGAAGAGGGAGAACCUGGAGAGGAAAGCUCAGAACAGAACCGCCAGCGCCAGCGUCGUGUUUUCACCCCUCACCUCAUAUGUUACUGCGGAAACAGAGCUCCGAGAGCUCAUCGGCGAGCUGGAGGAUGCGGUCAUGGUCGGCCUGCACACGUGUGGUGACUUGGCUCCCAGCACCCUGAGGAUGUUUGUGGCUAAAGCGGAGUUGGCCGCAGUCUGCAGCGUGGGUUGCUGCUAUCACCUGCUGUCUGAGGAGUUUGACCCUGCCGGACAGGAGUGUUCGCGCGGCGUGUGUGGGUUCCCUCUGAGUCAGUACCUCCGCGACCAGUCCUGGUUCUGCGGCAGGAACGCCAGGAUGUCGGCAUGUUUGGCACUCGAGAGAGUUUCACUCGGCCAAGGGAUUCAGAUGGAGUCUCUGUUUUACCGGGCGGUUCUGCAUGUUAUUCUGAGGGAUCACUACAGCUCCUUUAAAAGUGAAAAGCGAGUUGGGAACGUCUACUCCAAGGCUAAAUCCUUUGUGGACUACAUUCGUCGAGCUCUACGCAGACUGGAACUGGAUGAAUCGAAGAGCCUUCACAUUGUGCUUUACAUGGCUGGCACUCUUUCUCCUCAGCUCUCUGACAGUGACAUCCAGAGUUAUCACGACACAUAUAGACCGCGAAUGGGCGAGAUGCACGCUUUUAAUUUGUUGAAGGUGACCCUGGCUCCCUGUAUUGAAGGUCUGCUUCUCCUUGAUCGCCUCUGCUACCUGAAAGAACAGGAGGAUUUAUCAUUCUCCACACUGGUGCAACUCUUUGAUCCCCUGCUGUCGCCGAGAUGCUAUGCCGUCGUCGGACUGAAGAGUUAUGGAGACAGAAAUUCACGUUGAUGAACUUAUACAUAUGCGCAUGAUUAUAAUACGCUGCUGAGAGGUCAUGAUUGUACAUGAUUAUAUCAGCAAUCAUUGAGUGAUUGCAUUAUGUAUGUGUCCUCUCUUGCGUGUUAUGAUUUAAUCUAAAUCUUGUUAUUUAUUUACGCAGCGUCUGCAUCACUUUCAGCAACAUCUUGUUUUGUUUUAUAUGCUUUACUGUUUUCGAUGAAAAAUAAAUCUUCUGUACUUGUAGCGUUUAGUCCUUGACUGUGCUCGUCCUCGUGAAAACACAUGCUCUAAACACAUGGAGAAACUGUCAGCCCUGUUUGAAUGUCCUGAUUGAAUUGUAUCCAUCGCAGCCUUUUGUCUUUAUGUUUCAUGACUCCUGAGAAAAACCCUUGUUUUUAAGGGCCGUUCAGGGAGCCGGGGUCAUUGUGGGAUUUAGGGAUGCUUGGAUCCCCCUCUGUUGACAGGUCU
Molecule: messenger RNA, 2357 nt
Organism: Epinephelus lanceolatus (giant grouper)
Lineage: Eukaryota; Metazoa; Chordata; Actinopteri; Perciformes; Serranidae
Gene: mettl25
Product: methyltransferase like 25
Source: RefSeq, a predicted model, not a curated record